Molecule: messenger RNA, 2919 nt
Organism: Lates calcarifer (barramundi perch)
Lineage: Eukaryota; Metazoa; Chordata; Actinopteri; Centropomidae
Gene: notum2
Product: notum pectinacetylesterase 2
Exons: 12
Coding region: 244-1794 (516 amino acids)
Molecular function (GO): hydrolase activity
Source: RefSeq, a predicted model, not a curated record
GAAAACUGUGGGAAAUCUGAUCCAUAUGGUGGCACUAUAAAGCUUGCUGCUGAUUUGCAGGCUUCAUCAAAACCUGGUCAAGGCUUCAUCACCACUCAUGCCUGGCAUCCUCCUCUCACACCUGGUCACUGCACUCUGAACUUCUCACUCCUUCCUCAGCAGCACCAUUUAACUGCCUGACCCCAGGGGUGCCUCAGCAACAAUCUUCAAAGCUGAUUCUUCUAAGAGAGUUUUUUCUCAGAUAUGAAGAUACUGGGCCAGGUUGCUUUCUUGCUUUUGCUUGGGGGAAUCUGGUGUCAGAACAACCGUAAUGCUAAAGCUAGUGGCAAGUCAACCAAGAAGUCUGGUGGGAACCAGGGAGGUGAUGUUGGCCAGUCAGCCCCUGUGGUUGAUCUGACUCCUGGAAGCACUGAGAACACUGGAGGCACUGGAAGCGCAAGAGGUACUGGAGGCUCAGCUGAAGCAGGACAGGAGGGGACUGCGGGAGCUCGAGCAGCUGGACAACAGACAACAGAUGAUAUGAGGCUGCACUUCCUCAAGAACACCCAAGUUACAUGUAACGACGGAACAGCAGCUGGGUUUUACCUAAAGGAGUUCAGAGGAAGCCGGCGAUGGCUGUUAUUUCUGGAAGGUGGCUGGUGCUGCUACAGCAAAGAGACCUGUGAUUCCAGGUACCAAAAUAUCCCCCGACUAAUGAGCUCAUCAGGUUGGCCCCAAACAAAAAGAGGAACUGGAAUUCUGUCUUCUCAAGCAGAGGAAAACCCACACUGGCAUAAUGCAAACAUUGUAUUUAUCCCUUACUGUUCCAGUGAUGUAUGGAGCGGCACUGGGCCUGCCCCAACCCCUCCUCCAAGGCCACGGCAAGGCAGAGAGAAAGAAAGAGAGAGAAAUGCAAAUGCAACUGAGUAUACCUUCAUGGGAUCCCUGAUCAUCCGUGAGGUCAUCAAAGACCUCAUUCCCAAAGGAAUCAAACAGGCCAAGGUUGUAAUGCUGUCUGGCACAAGUGCUGGAGGGACAGGUGUUUUGCUGAACAUUGAGAGGGUGGCCAGUCAGUUGGAACAGCUUGGUGCAGAGACUCAGGUUCGAGGCCUUGUGGAUUCUGGCUGGUUUAUAGAGAGUAAGCAGCAGAGAUCACCUAACUGUCCUGAGACUGUUUCCUGCUCACCUGAAGAUGCCAUCAAGAUAGGACUCAGGCUGUGGAAUGGCGUUGUUCCUGAUAGAUGUCGGCAGCUCUAUAAGAGAGGAGAGGAGUGGCAGUGCUUCUUUGGACACAAACUCUAUUCUACCUUGACCUCCCCUCUGUUUGUUGUGCAGUGGCUGUUUGAUGAGGAGCAGCUGAGGGUGGAGAACAUCUACAUGGGAGGACAAAGUCUGUCUGAGGAGCAGUGGCAGUAUAUACAGAACCUGGGCAGGGAGCUCAAGAACUCCCUGAGAGAUGUCACGGCUGUAUUUGCACCAUCUUGCCUUUCCCACACAGUGAUCACUAAAAGUAACUGGAUGAGCUUUCAAGUUAGAGGCACCUCUCUGCCACGGGCCCUGCAGUGCUGGGACAGGAGUCUGGAGGCAACACGCAACAACAGGACCCCUGCCAAAGGCUGUCCCUUCCACCUGGUGGACACCUGCCAGUGGCCCCAGUGCAACCCCACCUGCCCGGCCUUGGUGGACCAGGCCACCCAGCAGGAGCUCACCCUGCUCCAGAUGCUAGUAGCCAUGGGCCUUGACCUUCAGAAGCUGGGCUUGGAUCCCCAGGGAGAUGAAGAUUCUCUUGCCAGCAUGGUCAGCAACGGUGGCUAAGUGUAAGAGUGGAUAGCUCUAAGAGAUAGCCAGGCAAAGGCUUAACAGAGGAAAAAAUGUGUUGAAAUGUUAAUGUAACCAUAGAAAUAGUACAGGUAUCUGGUUACUACAUCUUGUGCUGCUCAGCAUUCCAUUAUGCUCCAUGUAUCUGUUAAAUUGGUGACUUGGCUGGUGGGUAUGUCACUGUGUCUGGGUCUGAGUGGUUUGGCUCUCCCUCUACUGGACACCAGAGGAAAGAGCUUUAGGCCUAAACUGAAGGCGUUUCAAUUGUGUUGGUUGAAGACCUUUGAGUUUUAUCAGAUGGCUGGACAUACUUUACCAUCUACAACACACUUUCAUCCUGAUCACUCAACAUAAAAAAAGCUACUUCAGAGCAUGGUUGUAGAGUUGAUUACUUUUAAGGAAUAGAGGCUCCUGCAAAAUGUCAGAGACACAAACAUGUUGCUUAGACAGAACUCAUAAAAAGACACAUUUGUACACCAUAUACUGCAGUUGUUAGUAUUUGAUUUGGUUUAAAUAAAGGUUUAUUUAUCCUCUUUAAAGUAGCUUUCACACAAUAGCAAGUAUUCAGGAUGUGAUGAUUUUGAUUCUGGUUCUUACAUAACACAACACACAAAAACUGCACUCACACUGUCUCAGUAACUUUUUGCACACAUACUUCCAAAGACACUGACUGUGGUUUUGUGGCUUGGUUUUAGUCUCUAGCUCCUGAUGCUAUGCUAACUUACCUAAAUUACAUUAUACUUAUAUAAACAUAUUUUAUGUGCAUGUAAGACAAACGUGUGAUUAGUUGAUAUUUUUCUGUGUAGACCAGCAGAAGAUGAUCUCUGUACUGCUACAAUGAUUUGUUCUCACUCAGCUGGUAGCACAAUCUACAUCUACUGACAUGCAAAGACAUAAUACAGACUAUGUAUUGCAACAUUUAAAAGCAACUUUUUUCACAAUGUCAUGCAAGCUUUGCCAAGCAUUUACAGAUGUUACUGUAACUGUAUGUUUUAUUUUCAUUUAGGCACUGUAGUAACUAUGUUAGAAAGAUUUGACUAGAAUUGUACCUGCUAGUAAUAAGUAUCAGACUGAGUUGUUGAACAUGUUGGAACAGGGAAUAAAAAUUUAAAUUCGCUCUGA